AUGGCGAUCCACAGAGAGCUGAAUGAAACGGAAACAUGUCUUUCAGGUGGACAACAGACGGGGGCCGUGUAUCGGUUCAGUUUCGAUGUAAAUCCCUCAGACGUGCUUGAACUGGACGCCACACUGGGAGACUGUAUACUGCACGACCCUGUCAAAGCCGUUUCACUCUUUCAGUCAGUUUGUUAUCUGUCUAUAAAAACACUGUCACUUAUUGACCACAUUGAAACAGAAAACCAGGUUAAUGUUGUUUUAAAGCCAACCCACUUGCCACCUUUUCCCAACUAUUGUUUGGAUCUCUCCGAGUUUCCCCGUGGGUAUGGUCCAAUGAGACCCUUAGCUUUGGAGGGCCUUGUAAUUGCCAUGACACGUGUCACCAAAUACACACAAGGAGCCAGAUUUCUCUGCUCAGAAGAGAAAUGCCCUUGCUCUAAAGGGUUUCAACAUAUCAGAGUUCAUGCACCAGGUGCCACAGAGUCUGCCACAGUUAGGAGCGAUUUUACCUGCUUUCUCUGCUCUUCUCCGCUGAAAGAGGAUGUGAAGUCUCGGGUUUUAGGGGAUAAACAGCUAGUUGAACUCAUUCAUGUGAGAGCAGUGGAUGUUUUGGGAGUUCACGAUGCUGCUUCCUUAAGAUAUCAAUCUGUCACCCUUUUUCUAAGAGAUGAACUGUGCAACUCCAUGAGAAUCGGCCAUCUGUACCAAGUUGUGGGGAUUCCAGCUCAUGUGCACCAGUGGCCCAAUGUAACCUGGAGCGUAGAGGCUUGCAGCGUCCAACCAUGGACCCCCAAAUGCCCCUGUCUGGUUAGCAACAACUUCCAGAACCUUCAGACAGCCAUGGCCUGUUCCCCAUGGAGGUUUGCUGCCAUUGUAGCCAACUCAUUCGGUUCCCCGGUGAUCCCACCUGGACUCUACAACACAUUAAAACUGGGGCUACUUCUUAGUUUGGUGCAAACUGAAGAUAAUCCAGACUCUCCCUACCAACUGGAUGUGCUUGCUCUCACCAGCGAGACUCUAAUCAUUGACAGGUUGAUGAGAUACAGCCUGCCGUUGGCCUCGCGUGGCAUUCAUCAUACACUGACAGGAGAUCUGUCGGCAUCUCUGUCUAGAGAUGAACAUGGAGCUGGUACCGCUAACAUCCAUGCAGGUUCAGCUUUGCUGGCAUCUGGAGGUGUCUGUCUGUUGGGAGAUCUCACAACCUACAAGAAAGACAAGAUGGACAUGCUUCAGUCUGCUCUCGAAAGCAGAACUGUGUCUGUUUUCAUUCCUGCCAAGAAAUAUGGUGAUGAUAUGGACCAGCAGCUCUCCUUCCCAAUCCAGUGCAACUUUUGGGCCCUAGCUGAUUCUGCUUCCCCCUCCAAGAGGACAGCCAGAUGUGAUAAUGUGGUGCUGGGUUCUGUGGAAAUGGGCUCAGUUCCUCUUCAGCUUGCAGAGUCGUUUGGACUCGUAGUCCAGUGUCGAGAGACAAGCAGCAAUCAUCCACUCCUGUCUAUGACAGUGCAUACUCUGAGACAGGCCAUGUCCCCAGGAGAGCCCCUAUAUCCAGCAUGCAUGCAGUUUACAACACAAGACUAUAAAGAGCUCUUGGCUCAUGCAAGGGAACUAAAGGUGGACAUGAGUUCCGAGGCUGAAAGGAUGAUCCACAGCUACUACAUGGCCAGUCGCAGGGUUCGCUCAGACUCAACACAGAGAUCCACCGUUUCAGUCACUUCUGUCAAACUGCUGUAAGCUCUUCAAAAACAAAAUACUGACCGCUACAUAUGGCUGCCUUAUUAUACCACUAGAUGGAGCAGUUAUAUAACAAGUCUACAAUUCAGCAGAGUUUCCAAAGGACUGUG
Sinocyclocheilus rhinocerous is the source of this 1832-nucleotide messenger RNA. RefSeq names its product minichromosome maintenance domain containing 2 (gene mcmdc2). The record is from RefSeq and is a predicted model, not a curated record. NCBI's taxonomy places the organism in Eukaryota, Metazoa, Chordata, Actinopteri, Cypriniformes, Cyprinidae. Gene Ontology annotation, biological process: double-strand break repair via break-induced replication. Bases 1 to 1722 code for a protein of 573 amino acids. The transcript is spliced from 12 exons. Gene Ontology annotation, molecular function: ATP binding; single-stranded DNA helicase activity; DNA binding. Gene Ontology annotation, cellular component: nucleus.